AUGACCAUUGAGAAAAGAGACUUGGACGGAUCUAUGAGAGAGUCCGAUAAAAUCAUGAGAGAAUCGGAUGACGUCGACUUUUACCCCCCAUCAGUUCCCACGACACACACCACCACGUCAACCACGUAUCUCUCGAAGGUGCCUCGGGUGAUUUUGGCGGACAAGACCGCGCCAUGCGUGCUAGGGGUCGACGAGGCGGGCAGAGGGCCAGUGUUGGGUGCGAUGGUUUACGGGGUGAGCUACUGUUUGCAAGACUAUGAGAGACAGUUGAAGUCAGACUACGGGUUUGCUGAUUCCAAGACGUUGAGUGAGGAGAGGCGGACGCAGUUGAUGGCGCAGAUCUGCGAUGAGAGUAGUGAGUUGUUUGAAAACAUCGGCUGGGCUACCAGAUCCUUGACGGCGGCGGAUAUUUCCUCGGGGAUGUUGAAACCAAACGCAGUGGGCAACUACAAUUUGAACGAGCAGGCACAUGAUGCUACUAUAGAUUUGAUUCAGCACGUGCUUGACCUCGGGGUCAACUUAGCGCACGUCUACGUCGACACCGUGGGCCCGCCUGUGUCAUAUCAGACGAAACUCUCGGCCCGCUUUCCGGGGGUCAAGUUCACGGUUGCCAAGAAGGCCGAUGCCAUUUAUCCCAUUGUCAGUACCGCAAGUAUCUGUGCUAAAGUUACUCGAGACUACAACCUCGAGUUUUACCGCAAGCGCUUUUUGGGUGAAGAGCCGUGGGGAUGUGGGUACCCCUCCGAUCCAAGGACAACCAAGUGGUUGAAGGGAAAGGUGGAUCCCCUCUAUGGCUGGAACAGCAUGGUGCGGUUCUCGUGGCAGACGUCGAAGGACGCGUUGAAGAAUGGCGGUGCGGCCGAGAUUGUCUGGGAGGAGGAUGACUCCGCUAAGGCAGCGGAGGCGUUGGACAAAAUGGAUUUGAGCACCUUGUGGUGGGGGAGCAACACUGUUUUAGGGUAGGUACCCUGUGGACGCAGCGAUGUAGAGGGUCAGGGCUGCAGUAUAGCAGCACCACCUUGUUUAUUUUAUCGUUCUUUGAAUUAACAUAAAGAUGAUUGAAGAUGGAGGCGACUUACACGGACUCGACGUGGUAAUCAGGUGAGGUGCCGAGUAGAAGCAUGUUUGUACCAUGUGGCUACGCUUUUGUUUUGUUUUUUUGUUUUUUUUAAGGGACAAAAUCUAAUCACCU
Molecule: messenger RNA, 1192 nt
Organism: Babjeviella inositovora NRRL Y-12698
Lineage: Eukaryota; Fungi; Ascomycota; Pichiomycetes; Serinales
Gene: RNH35
Product: ribonuclease H2 catalytic subunit
Exons: 3
Coding region: 1-963 (320 amino acids)
Biological process (GO): mismatch repair; DNA replication, removal of RNA primer
Cellular component (GO): ribonuclease H2 complex
Molecular function (GO): RNA-DNA hybrid ribonuclease activity; RNA binding
Source: RefSeq, a predicted model, not a curated record